CAUCAGCUUGCGUGCCUCAAACACUUCCCUGAAGUUGUGCCUGUGUUGUUUACAAGUGUCUCUUCCCGCCCUGGGACUAAAAGCAGCUGAUUGUCGGCAAGCAGCGGCUCCACAUGGCUCCUGCUGAGGUCUGAGGAUGAUCAAGACCGAGAAGAUCCUUCAUCUGAAGAGCUGCCGGGGCCGGAAGGUCCGGGUGGUCCGUGAACACUACCUCAGGGAGCGGGUUCCGUGCUACAGCUCCCGGUGUCAGGCGGACUGUGACAACGGUAACGAUGGAAAGGUGCUUCCAGGAGAUCUGACCCACUAUGUGUUCCCUGACGUCGGCGUGGUGGUGGACUAUCUGGAGAUCCUGGAGUUCAGAGAGCUGCAGGGCGUCGUCUUCACGCAGACCGCCUGCCAGGCCGUGCAGCACAGCAAAGGACGCAGGCAGUACAACCGUCUGCGAAACCUGCUCAAAGACCCUCGACACGACUGCGUGCUGUUUGCCAACGAGUUCCAGGAGUAUUCCUACUGUCCACGAGAGAAGGGGGAGAGCCAGGACAGGUGGCACACCAGGUGUGUGUACGCUGCAGCAGUGUGGUACUAUCACCACCUGGCAGGUCUGAUGGACGUGGUGAUGAUCACAGAGGACCAGCAGGCCGUGGAUCAGUACAGCAGCCUCAACUCUGGAGUAUACGUCAUCUCCGUCCAGGAUUAUUUGCAGAACUUCUGGCCGGAGCUGCAGGCGGCACAUGAUCUGUACGGCUCCAUUUCCCAGGCGCUACAAGAGAAGGAGAGCGAAGGCACGGAGAGGGAGUACACCGAACAUCUGCCCGCUGAGGUGCUGGAGGCCGGAAUCAAGUCUGGCCGCUACAUCCAGGGAACUCUGAACAUCAGUAAGCACCGAGCUCACAGCGAAGCUACGGUCAUGACGGAGGGUUUGUCCACUAAGAACACAGAUCUGAGUUUGGGCGUGUUGGUGUGUGGAGGAAAGAAUCGUAACAGAGCCGUGCACGGUGACGUGGUUGUGGUGGAGCUGUUGCGAAAGAGCGAGUGGAGAGCGAAGGACGAGGCGCUGACGGAGGGUCAGGCGGAGGAGAAGAGCGUAGAGGAGAGCGACAGUAAACCCAUGCCGACAGGCCGUGUUGUGGGGAUCCUGCAGAGGAACUGGAGGGACUAUGUGGUGACGUUUCCUCCCAGGGAGGGGCCUCCGUCCCAGAGCAGGAACUCUCAGCGCAUCCUGGCCAUUCCCUGGGACCAUCGCAUCCCCAAGAUCCGCAUCAGCACGCAGCAGGCUGACGCUCUGCAGGACCACAGGGUGGUGGUUCGCAUUGAUUCAUGGGAAAGCACGUCGCUCUAUCCCAACGGCCACAGCGUGCGGGUGCUGGGUCGGGCCGGAGAGCUCGAGACGGAGGUCCAGACCAUCCUCAUCGAGAACUGCAUCCACGUGCCUCCAUUCUCAGACGCACAGCUGAGAGAGAUGCCCGUCAACUCUCCAGAGAAGCCAUGGACGGUUGAUCCCGUCCAGGUGGCGAAGCGGCGGGACCUCAGAAAGACUCACCUGGUGUUCAGCAUCGACCCAAAGGGCUGCGAGGACGUAGACGACACGCUGUCAGUGCGCAGCCUCGCGGGCGGGAAGCUGCUGGAGCUCGGGGUCCACAUCGCAGACGUCACACACUUCGUCACCGAGGGCUCGCUCACUGACCUCGAGGCUCGAACCAGGGCUACGACGUACUACCUGGCAGACCGCCGGUACGACAUGUUGCCCGCCAUUCUCAGCGCUGACCUCUGCUCUCUGCUGGGAGGAGUCGACAGGUAUGCGAUGAGCGUGAUGUGGGAGCUGGAUGCACAAACCCUGGCCGUCAACAAGGUGUGGUACGGCCGCACGCUGAUCCGCUCCUCCUACCAGCUCCACUACGAGCUGGCCCACGCGCUCCUCAACGGGGAGCAGGCGGAGGUCCCGGAGCUGAAGGAGCUCAGCUCUGAGGAGAAGGACGCGAAGCUGGCCGAGCUCACUCAGGCUCUGGAGCUGCUGACGCAUGUGGCCAGACACCUGCGGGCGCAGAGGGACAGGGGAGGAGCGCUGGAGCUGGAGGGGGUGGAGGUUCGAGCCCAGCUAGACGAGCAGAAGAACAUCACAGCUCUGGUCCCCCGUCAGCCUCUGGAGGUCCAUGAGACCGUGGCCGAGUGCAUGAUUUACGCCAACCACUGGGUGGCGCGCAAGAUCCAGGAGAGCUUCCCUCAUCAGGCCCUGCUGAGGCGCCACCCGCCGCCACGCCAGGAGUUCUUCAGCCAGCUGGUAGACUGUGCCACGGCCGCAGGGUUCACCAUCGACACCAGGACCAACAAGGCUCUGGCUGACUCUCUGGACCGAGCCGUGGACCCACAGGACCCGCUGGUGAACAGGCUGCUGAGGAUGAUGGCCACCACAGCCAUGUCACAGGCUCAGUACUUCUCCACUGGUCUCCACUCCCAGGACCAGUGCUACCAUUACGGUCUGGCUCUGGAUCGCUACACACACUUCACCUCACCCAUCCGUCGCUAUGCCGACAUCGUGGUGCACCGCCUUCUAACCGCCGCCAUCGACAUGGACAGGGGGGCGGAGCCUGGGAAAGCUUUAGCCAGUAACAAAGAACUGGAGGAAAUGGCUCUUCACAUCAACAACAAGAACAGGGCAGCCCAGCAGGCCCAGAAGUUGUCCACGGAGCUGUUUCAGUGUCUCUUCUUCAAAGAGAGAGACCCUCAGACGGAUCCGUGCUGUGUGGCCAACGCCGUCAUCUACUCCAUCAGAGACAACGGCGUGCUGGUGUUCGUCCCAGAGUACGGCGUCAAAGGGCCGGUGUACCUGAGGAACCGAGAGGGUCAGGUGGUGUCUGUGGGACAGGACGGCAGCUGCGAGUGGCAGAGCGGCUCCGUGCGACGCCACUCAGACCACAUCACCACCACCUCCAUCUGCGGCACCUCCACCUUCACACUGUUCGACCACAUCACUGUUCGUAUUUCCGUGCGCUCCACACACUGCCACGCAGACAGUCUGAACCUGGAGGUCAUCAGCAACAAGCCCCACCUCAGCACGGAGCCUCAGCAGCCGCGCUCGCAGGGCCGCUCGCAGCUGGUGCAGGAGGUGGUGCGUCUGGCCGAGGAGGCGUCCCAGCAGGCGCAGGAGAAGGCGGCCCGCCGGCCCAAACUCUCCAGAGAGGAGCGAGAGUUCUGUCAGAGCAGGAGCCCCAACCUGUACUCCCUGCUGGAGGAGGUGAGGGAGAUGGCUCUGCUGGACCUGGAGGUGACGGCACGGCUCUGUGCAACCACCGCUUAGAGCCGCUGUGACAUCAUCACGACUCAGCUGGACUCACAGGAGCCUGCUAAGGUUGAAAAGUGGCUGCUGACAUUUCAUCAGGACGGCCACAAGAACAAGAGACUUUUCUCUUUCACAUAAAUUCUUCAGCUGUUUAAAACAUGACGCAGAUCGUUUAUUAUCUGAAUACUUUUUAUCAUUUAAAGGAAAAAUACUUGAUGAUGAAAAGUGUCCUGAAGUCAUGUGUCAUGACAUAAUCUGAGUCAGUAGAUAUUUACAUCAAGUUGGUCCAAAGAUAAAAACCACAGACUUUGGUCAUUGUGUAACAGAGAGGAACUUCAAAUAUAUAAUUUUCUUCUGCUCUCAAUCAAAACAGGAACAAAAGACAAAGCAGUGUCGUCACUGCAGUCAGUUUCUCCUGGUUAGGAUUCCUUCAUGGUUCAGUGUUCAGGAGCUUUUUACCAGGAGCUGAAUUAUCCACAGAGCUCUCCUCCUCUCCAGAACAAACACACCAGCUGAUUUAAACCAGUAAAACACUGAAGAAUGCAGCUUCAUAUUAAAAGCCAGUAUUUCUCCAAUGCAGUCUGGCACAGCAGGGGCGAGGGCCGAGAUGCCACUCAUCUUUUCUCCUCUGACAACUUAAGAUCCAGGUGUUCAGGAGGUUUUUACUGGGAACUGAAUUUUCCACAGAGCUCUCCUCCUCUGAUUAAAAACACUGAAUAAAGACUUUUCAUUUUAAAAGUGUUUCUCAGAUGCAGUUCAGCACAUCAGGGGCUUGUUUGAACUUCAGAUCCAGAUGUCUGAUGUUUAAAAAAAACUUUAUCCAGUUAUAACCUUUAGUUAAAAACAACCAAGAUCUAAAUGUGUUUUUAAAAAUGGAUGCAAGUUAAUGUAUGGGGCACCCAUUAGCUCAGCUGUUAGAGCCAUGUACAAAGGCUGUGUAGGGUUUGACUCUAACCAACAGCCCUUUGCUGCAUGUCAUCCCUCCUCUCUCUCUAUUUUGAAAAACUUAUUCAUGACAGCUUUCACAGACACCACGGCUCUGAGGCAUGAGCAAAGGGGAUAUGAUGGCGACCAAAUAACACAAACUGUGUCCUUGAUUAACACGACAGACUCUCUGGGUUUGUUGGAGACAUUUUGGACAAUGUAAGAACUAAAUAUGUAACACUGGUCUGAUGUUUUUCAGACAUGUUAAAGCAGAGCAGGUCCAUAUUAUCUCUUUAACAGUGACGGCUCAUGUUAGCAGACGUUUCCUGAAAACAGUUUGAACACUGAGACAUUAGACGACGUGAAGCUGCUGAUGUUUAACACUUUGAUAACUACUGAGACGUAUAAGCGUCAUAUAUGCAUCAGAAUUGUGUUUCACAUCAACAGCAAUGAAGCUUCAAAAUGAUCUUCUGAUUCAUUCACAUUUAAACCUGUUGAUAGAUUCACUGAUGAUCUGUGGGUUAGUAUUAUUAUUAUUACACAUAUAUCAGCCGUGGUCCCACUUCUCUAUCGAUACUAUAAAGUUAACACUGAGUAUUAAAGUUUAAGUUGUUAGUUUACAUGAAAUUAUUGCUGCAGUUAAUUAAACACACAUUUAGAGACUCAGAAUGUUUCUCCAGAGAUUUAUUAUUUGUCAUGUGUGAGAUGUUCCUGCAGCUCUCUCUCUCUCACCUCCUCCUGUGAUUAGUUUAAUUUGUUUUACUAAAAUACAUUUUGAUGUUUUGAUGCUCAAAAAAUCUAUUAGUGAACUUUUUAGAGAUGAACCAGUCAGUCAGCUGGACAACAGAAACUUUAAUAAAUAAGCUGUUUGAAGGAGAAAUGUGUCGAAGUGUUCACAGAAAUAUAAAAAAUAUCAGGAUAUUAUGAAAACAGAAUAAAAAUAAUUUGGAAUUUUUUUUUAAAUGUUUUCCUGUGAGGUUAACUUAAAGGUUGUAUCACAGACUUUCUUUUAAAAAAAAGUUCCUUUGUUUUCCUGCACAAAAACAAAAAACAAAAUUGACUGACUUUAAUUAUCAGUAUCGAUAGAUUUUCACAAUCGAUGCGUCAACAAACUUUAUAAUUAUUUUUUUUUGGAGUAACAAACUGUUUCCUAAACUCAAGCUCAGAGUAACGAGGUGAUGAAACUGUGAUACAGGUGAACACAAAGUUCUUCAGGUUAAUGAGGAUUCAGGUUUAUUGACUCAUGUAAUUAGUGUUUUCCUUGAUGAUGACUGAUGGUUUAUUAUUAAUAUUAUUAGCUUUUGCUUCUGUGUUAGAAUCUAUUUUUGUAACAUUGCUGAUUUUGUUUCUUUGUAAUUAAAACUGUAUGAAAAAUAAA
This is a messenger RNA of Epinephelus fuscoguttatus (brown-marbled grouper), 5579 nucleotides long. It is a transcript of the gene dis3l, whose product is annotated as DIS3 like exosome 3'-5' exoribonuclease. Gene Ontology annotation, molecular function: 3'-5'-RNA exonuclease activity; RNA binding. The record is from RefSeq and is a predicted model, not a curated record. The transcript is spliced from 18 exons. Bases 137 to 3295 code for a protein of 1052 amino acids. Lineage: Eukaryota; Metazoa; Chordata; Actinopteri; Perciformes; Serranidae. Gene Ontology annotation, cellular component: cytoplasmic exosome (RNase complex). Gene Ontology annotation, biological process: rRNA catabolic process.